This is a messenger RNA of Plasmodium vinckei vinckei, 1593 nucleotides long. RefSeq names its product enoyl-CoA hydratase-related protein, putative. The coding region runs from base 1 to 1593 and encodes 530 amino acids. Gene Ontology annotation, cellular component: mitochondrion. The transcript has 2 exons. Lineage: Eukaryota; Apicomplexa; Aconoidasida; Haemosporida; Plasmodiidae. Gene Ontology annotation, molecular function: hydro-lyase activity. The record is from RefSeq and is a predicted model, not a curated record.
AUGCUUAAUAAUUUGAAUUAUAUUAUAAGAAAGAAAAAAAUAAGCAGCGUAUUGUUGCUACCAAAAAAGUUUAAUUCUAUUCACAAAAAUUAUAUAAAAACUAGUAUAUUUAAAGAUGAUGAUAUAUAUAUAGAUCCUCUUGAAGUACACAAUGAGCAAAGAAACAAAACAAAUUAUCUUAGUUGUGGAAAUCCAGACGAGUGUGUAUACAACAGAAGUAAUGUAGGCAUGAAUACAAUUAUAAUAAAUAAUAAAUAUAUUAAUAUAGAACUUGUAAAUAAAUUAUAUAAAAUCCUUAGAGAUAGUGAAGUUAAUUAUACUAAGAGAUUCAUAUUCUUAACUUCGUUAUAUAAUGAUACAUUUAAUUAUAGCUAUAAUUUAUAUGAUAUAUUAAAAAUAUUAGAAAUAUAUCAAAAAACGAAAAAUAACCAUUAUUUAAACAUUUUUAAAAAAAUAUUAAUAAAUAUUAAUGAAUUAGCAUAUUUAAUAUUUUCAUAUAAAAAACCAUUUAUAUCUUAUUGUAAUGGAAAAAUACAAGGAUCUGCUGGAUUUUUAACAUUUCUUGCUAAUAAUAGUUCAUCUUAUUUGCAUUCGUCUUAUUCAUAUAAUAAUUUAAGUUACUCAUUCUUACCAUAUGGUGGCAUUUCGUAUAUACUAACACAAUUAAGAGGAUCGUUAGGCUUAUAUUUAGCAUUAACUGGUCUCGAAAUAAAAUCAUCUGAUUUAAUUUGGUCUGGUUUAUGUAAAAGAUGGAUAUCAGAUGAUAGCUUAGAAUUAAUGGAAAUAACAUCAGAAAGCCAAUUAGAAGUUUCUGAACAAAAUGCAAAUAUAUUACUAGAAGAACAUUUUUUAACAAUCCCAGAAAUAUACACAUUAAAAAAUUAUGAAGAAAUUAUACAUGACCAUUUUAAAUAUAAUAAUUUGUUAUAUAUAUUAAAGAAAUUAAAUGUUUCGAGAAAAAGUGAAAAUAAAAAAAUUAAAAAUUGGGCUGAUCAAACUUAUCAAAAAAUUACUUCUUUACCUCCAUUAGCAACUCACAUCACAUUUGAAAUAUUAAAUAUAUUAAGAAAUUAUAAAAUGGAAUUAUUAAAAAGGGCACAAAUAACAAAUAAAUUAUGGAAUGAUCUUAUAAAAAACAGUUAUAAAAUAGCAUAUAUAACAAAAGAGGAAAUAAGCAUGGCUGAAUUAAAAAAAACAAUAGACAAUGCACUUUUUAUUAAAGCUUUAAAUAUAGAGACAAAUGCUCUUUUAAAUUUUGUUUCUUGCCCUGAUAUAUUAAAUGGUAUAACAUCAUACUUAGUUAAAAAUACCGAUCAUUCAUUUAAUUCAAAUUAUAUUAAUAACAAUAUAUUCGAAGUCAAAAAAGAUAUUAUUCAAUAUUUUAUUUUUUACAAAAAUAAUUAUGAAUAUUCCCCAUAUGAUAGACCUGAUAUAAGUUUCUCCAGCUUGAGUGUUCUUGAUAAAUAUAAUCAAAAUUAUAAUAGUCAACAUGGCAAUUCUCAUGACAAACUAUUCUACCAAAAUGAGGUCAAAAAAUGGAGCGACGAUUAUUUAAAAGAUGAAUUAAACAAAAUUAACGACCAACUUUUAUAG